AUGGCGUCUCGGCAGCAAACCCGAAUCCAGGCUUACCUGGAGAAGAACAAGAUCGGUCCUCUGUUUGAGGAACUAAUGACCAAGUUAAUCACAGAGACACCUGACCAGCCAAUCCCGUUUCUCAUUGACCACCUUCAGUCUAAACAAGGAAACCGUGGACAGCUACAGAGAACAUUGUCUGGAUCUGCAGCUCUUUGGGCUGAAAGUGAAAUAUCAGAAGCUAAAGGAACAAGGAGAGACUUCAGAGGCUAUGAUAAACCUUGGCAGUUAAAUGCAAAAAAGCCUAAAAAGUCGAAAAGUGACCUUGCAGUGUCCAGUAUUUCUCCCUCAUCACCAGACUCCAAGUCAUUGCCAAGGUCAGUAGAGCAUCCUAAGUGGAACUGGCGGACUAAAACAGAAAGCUGUGAUUUUGAUGAACUGAACCACAUCCUUCAAGAGAGCAAGAAGCUGGGGAAAGCCCUUGAGAAUCUCUCUCGAAGUAUUGCGAUUUCAGAUGAACUCGAUAAGGAAACAGUGGCUUUUAAUUCCUCUCUUCUGAGGCCCCGUGUGAUUGGAGAAUGGAUUGGAAGAGAAGACAAUGAUGCUGACCCACUAGCUGCUGAAAUGCUGCAGCCCCCUGUUCCCAGAAGUAAAAAUGACCAAUGGGAAAGUGAAGAGAGCAGCUGUAGCCCUGCAGGAAGCUUAAAGAUGGAGCCCAAGACCAAAGGAUUAAAACAGCAGCAACAGCAACAUAAGAAACUGCUGGCAGCAAUGCUGUCUCAGGAUUCCUUUGAGUCCAUCCACAGCCCUACACCAUCCGUCACAGAAGAAGAUAUUGAUAACGAGGAUGAUGCAAUGGAGUUGCUGGAGGAUCUCGAUGAUUUAAGAAUGGAGGGAGUAACAACCCUGGUACCUUCUGGGAGCAAAUUGAACCAAAACCGUCCUACUCAACCUGCUGAGCCUCAGGCCAAGGUCACACUGAAUAUCUGUUCAAGGUGUGCCAGGCUUCAAGGAGACAACCUAGCAGAACGGACUGAAGAGACAUUACAAGUACUUCAUUCUCCAGAUGAGAUAAUUCCAGAUUCGUUGGAUUCUUUAGCUGGGACUGAAGAAACAGUGAUGGAGGAAAGUGAAGAAUUUGAGAAAGCAUCUACAUUCUCAGCACAGGAAGAAGCCUCCCAUGGAGGACACUCAUUGAAAAACUACAUUGAAGAAGAUGAAUCCUUAAAGCAACUUCAGGUAGUUCAUCAGCCAUGGCUCUUGCCAAGUGACACGGAAAGCGAAGGAGUGGAAGCUGAUCAAGACAAACGUUCUGCUGAUUUUCUUCUUUGUGUUCCGUGCUCUUCUUGCCCUGCCUUGGUCUACUCUGGUCUUUGAAACAUACAGAAGAAGUUUCAAGUGGUCCUUAAGUUAUUGCAGUUAAUCAAAU
Dipodomys ordii (Ord's kangaroo rat) is the source of this 1408-nucleotide messenger RNA. RefSeq names its product chromosome unknown open reading frame, human C8orf34. The record is from RefSeq and is a predicted model, not a curated record. Bases 1 to 1356 code for a protein of 451 amino acids. NCBI's taxonomy places the organism in Eukaryota, Metazoa, Chordata, Mammalia, Rodentia, Heteromyidae. The transcript has 14 exons.